UUUUAAUAAAAAACAUCCAAUUCUUCUUCACUCCAAUCAUCACCUCACUAAACUCAUUUUUGAACGCGAUCACAUUCGUCAUAUGCAUGCUGGACCGCAAUUAUUACUAUCAUUAAUUCGUGAAUCUAUUUGGCCAAUCAAUGGUCGAUGUCUCGCACGAAACACAGUGCAUAGAUGCAUAACAUGCAGACGUCAUCAAGGAAGGCCUCUAAAUCCUAUAAUGGGCAACUUACCUGUACAAAGAGUUAUGCCAGAUUUUCCCUUUAAAACUGUAGGCAUUGAUUUUGCAGGUCCAUUCUAUAUACUUAAUAAGAGGGGGCGCGGGGCGCGAACAAUCAAGGCAUAUUUGUGUUUAUUUAUAUGCUUUCGUUUUAAAUGUUUGCAUUUAGAAGCUGUCAGCGACCUAUCUAAAUAUGGUUUUUUACAGGCGCUUCGCAGAUUUAUAUCUAGGCGUGGAAAACCUUCUGAAAUAUUCUGUGAUAACGGAAAGAAUUUCGUCGCGGCAGCCAAAGAAAUAGGUAACUUCAUAAAGGCAAACAAAAAUGCUAUUUCAGACUUUGCAACAGACGAGCAUAUAAAAUUUAUUUUUUCCCCGGCGCACGCUCCUCAUUUCGGUGGCCUCUGGGAGGCCGGAGUUAAAUCAGCCAAAUUUCACAUUCGUCGCGUUAUGGGUAACACCCAUCUUACUUUCGAAGAAUUAGGUACUUUAUUUACGCAAGUCGAGGCAAUAUUAAAUAGUAGACCUUUAUGUCCUUUAUCAUCCAAUCCUAACGAUUACCGUUCCCUAACCCCGGGACACUUUUUGAUAGGUCGGUCAUUGCUAUCGCUACCAUCUCCGUCACUCAACGACAAGAGCACCAAUCAUCUUCAACGCUAUGCAAGACUGGAACAAAUACGACAACAUUUUUGGCAGCGUUGGCAGAAGGAAUACGUGUCGGAGCUACAACAGCGAUGCAAAUGGAAAACUGAUUGCUCAACAUUACAAGAAGGAGAUCUAGUUCUACUAAUGGAGGAUAAUUUACCUCCACUAUCCUGGAAACUGGCAAGAGUGUUACGUCUAUUUCCCGGAUCAGACGCCGUAUCGCGAGUUGCAGAGCUGCGGACAUCUACGGGCGCCACCUACCGAAGACCAUUGGCCAAACUCUGCCCUCUUCUAUCCGGGGCCGAGCUAUGAAGUUGAAAGCGGUGCUUUCCACGGAGGGGAGGAUGUUCGAGCGCCUACGACUACUAAAUAGCAACACGAUAAAUUUACAACCACCGGCACGCUAACAUUUCUUACUACCGACCAA
This is a messenger RNA of Aricia agestis (brown argus), 1289 nucleotides long. RefSeq lists its product as uncharacterized. The coding region runs from base 83 to 1174 and encodes 363 amino acids. The record is from RefSeq and is a predicted model, not a curated record. Gene Ontology annotation, molecular function: nucleic acid binding. NCBI's taxonomy places the organism in Eukaryota, Metazoa, Arthropoda, Insecta, Lepidoptera, Lycaenidae. The transcript has a single exon. Gene Ontology annotation, biological process: DNA integration.